CGCAGGAGGAGCUCAGACUGUAAACAUCUUGAAGUUUGAAGACUGAAAUGGAUACGGGCAAAGGCGGCCCACUUCCCUACAUCGCUGAGCAUGACCGUGGCUCCUUCAUGAGCCCAGAGACCAAGUUGGCCAUCUGGUUCUCCUUCCAGGUUUUGGGAGGGCAAAUCAUGAUGCCCAUCCUUGUUGCGACAUUCGUGUUCUCCAAAACUGCGAAACGAGACCCGACACUUGUUAAUCUCUGCGGGACUUUCAUCUUGACUGGCUUCUGCGGAUGUUUAUUACUGUAUGCAGGUCAGGCGUACGGUCCUGAACCAUCCAAGGGCUUGUGUAUUUUACAGGCAUCUCUGGUCACUGCUUGUCCACCCACAUGGUCCGUGGCAAUGCUUGCCCUGGUGUAUCAAACAUGGCAUUCGCUUGAUACCAAACUGAAAACGCGACCUAUUUCGCGGCGAUGGAAGAUUUUCAUGGUUUUAGCGCCAUACAUAGCAUUCUUAGGUUGGGCUACCAUCACAGCCAUUUUAUCAGGGAUGCACCCUGCCAAGGUCAGCCGCAAGAGACGACUUCUCUACUGCUCCCUUGAUUAUGAACAUUAUACGAACUCGGUGUCCAUAGCAACAACAGUGGCUUGUGCAGUGAUCAUCGCCUUUGCAGUUCGACUCGGUGUCAGGCUGUUCCGCGCUUGGCGGUUCGCACACAGGGCUGGCCAGGUUCCAGAUGUCAACUUUCGCCUUGCACUUCGACUCGUUGUCUUCAUGCUGUAUAUUUUCGGAGGCACAGUGUUUAGUGUAUGGUCAAUAUUCGAUAGGCAGAUGGAUACGACGGGCCGAGACUUGUUCAUUGCCACAAUGGGCGUGGCUGUCUUCGUUGUCUUCGGAACACAGAGGGACGUUGUCCAGGCAUGGUUCUUCUGGCGCCAUCCCAGAUCCACAGAUUCACGACUCGAGGAUGAAAAGACUCUGACAGCCCAUGAUAUCGACGCGAAGUUCGGGGAACAUGAUCUCGCCGUGUCACGCAGCUCGACUCCUGUGAUGGUCAUUGGCAACCCGGGUCGGGGAGCAAACGAGGGAGUGUGAAGCAUCGGAUUUUAUGCGUGCUUCCUGCCAGUGCCUGUGACUUGCCCGUUUCCAAGUCGUUGGUUUCUAUAUUCGCUUCAUUGUCAUUCGUAUGGUUCGAGCUCCUUUGUAUCUGCGCGGUCAGGCCAGGCGUCCAACUGCUUUUGCACUCUUAAUUUAAGUUAGGUGGAAGUUCUCUUUAUGUGUAAUAACUACUAUCCUUGUUUUUUUUUUAUCACAUUCGUUACAACGAUAGCGACCUAGGGAUGGGUGUAUGAUUAGCGAUUUUCACACAGUAUGUCUUCCUUGCUUAAUACAAAGUGGAUGAUCCUU
Heterobasidion irregulare TC 32-1 is the source of this 1385-nucleotide messenger RNA. RefSeq lists its product as uncharacterized. The transcript is spliced from 10 exons. The coding region runs from base 48 to 1073 and encodes 341 amino acids. The record is from RefSeq and is a predicted model, not a curated record. NCBI's taxonomy places the organism in Eukaryota, Fungi, Basidiomycota, Agaricomycetes, Russulales, Bondarzewiaceae.